Molecule: messenger RNA, 681 nt
Organism: Paramecium octaurelia
Lineage: Eukaryota; Ciliophora; Oligohymenophorea; Peniculida; Parameciidae
Source: the annotation of a GenBank genome assembly
AUGGAAAUUUAACAUUUUCCUUUAGAUUUUGGAAAUUUUCAAAUUCACCAAUAUCGAUGCGGUACCACCUGCCCGACAUUAGUAUGGCUGGAUUUUCCUAGCCAGUACGGCCGGAGCAUGGAUGGAUUUUCCUAGCCAGUACGGCCGGAGCAUGGAUGGAUUUUCCUAGCCAGUACGGCCGGAGCAUGGAUCCUCUACCCUACGGCCGGAAUACGAAUCCUCUACCCUACGGCCGGAAUACGAAUGUCUAUCCGUUUAUGGGAUGUUAAAACAGGAUAAUAAAAAGCCAAAUUAGUUGGUCAUUCAUCAACAGUUAAUUCAAUUUGUUACUCUCCUGAUGUUACUACAUUAGCGUCUGGUAGUUAUGAUAACUCUAUCCGUCUUUGGAACGUAAAAACAUCAAAGGAAAUACUUCAAUCAGAUAGUAGCUAUAAAGAUUUGCUUUCCUAGUUUAGCAUACCUCUUCAGAAUAGCUCCUUAUUGCCAAAUGGUAAUGUUUCUUAUUAUUUAGUUAAUCCUUAUUGUACAAUACUUAGAAUAAGCUAGAAUCCUUUAUUCCAAGCAUCAGGAACACUUAUCUUCUAAGGACAAUACAUGAGUUAUUAAGGGAUAGAUUUAAAACCAUUGUUUAAAUCAAUAGGAAGUUGCUUUUUAGAAGACUUAAAGCAAAAGCAAAAGUGA